AUAUCGAAUACACAAAUUACCCAUUAUCAUUUAUUUCGCCAACGACAAACUGCGCAAAAUAUGCGCAAGCUUGAUUUCCUACAUCACAAGGCUAAUAGGCUAACAGCUCACCCUUCCUGUUAGUACGAACGAUGAAGGCGACUCUCGUUCAACAUCGAUACGCUUCAAAUAUGCCGACAAUAAGGUGAUUUAAGUUUAUUUAAAAGAUGGGUACUCGCAAUAAGAGCAGUUCAUUGUGAGGUUAGUUCCUAAUUCGGACUCCGACGGUAGUAUUGCUUAGACAGAAGCUAAGCUACAUGUUAACGCUACCCAGACCGGAGGAGUCUCUGUGCAGCUGGCAUAGCUGAUUAACUCACAGCAGGGGAAUAGCUGGCUUUUCUCAGGUUGAAACAAACCUGCCUUUCCAAAGAUGUCGUGGUUCAAUCAUGUCAGUCAGGGCUCACAUCAGCAGCAACAGCAGCAGCCCGCUGACAGCCACAGACUCGCAGACAUGCUGUGUAGCACACACAACUCCAGGCUCAGGGGUCCGACAGAGGGAUCACCGACCAUGGCAACACAACACUGGACCGGCUGCUCCACUCCCACCCCGGAGGACUUUCCAUCAGCUCCACAGGGUGUAGUCAGCCCUCCGAGCCUUGAAAACCUGUCCUGCGCUUCUCCGGGUGCAGGUAGGGUGAGAGAGCCGGAGCCCAUCUCCUAUGUGAGCCUCCAGGAGCAGCGGUGCGUCCUGAGCUGGUUCCAGGGCUGGAACGCCAGUCAGAGGGAGCGCUUCUUGCAGGACCUUCUGGGGAAAGCUGUACCUGGGAAAGUGUGCACCCUCCUAGAUUCACUCAGUACUCUUCAGGUUAAAGACAGACUACCAAACAUCUUUGAAUGCCAGCUGCGCCUGUGGACCCAGUGGUUUGAGUCAUGGGGAGAAGAGGAGAGGAAUCAUUUCCUGCACAUACUGGAAGAGCGGGACCCAGUUUUUGUCGCCCACUUUUACAGGAGUGUUGCUGGUACAGCAGGAAGAGACUGAGCAAUGUUUGCGUUGUGAUAGAAAAGCAAGUGAAAUGUGUUAGAGAGGUGACGUGUUGGGAAACUUGUAUUAGACCUUCUCCUCAGAGAAUUGCUUGUGUAACUUUGAUGGGAUUUGUGAAGGUGAAACCAUUCCAUUAAGAACAGAGGUGUUCAUUCAGUAUAAGCUCUUUUUAUCCCGUUUCCUACACUGGAUUCUCCAGGGCUUCACUUCACUUCUCUUUUUAAGUUCAGAACUUUUUGCCUAAUGCUUUCAUCAUGAGUGAUACUCUGCCAUUUAGUGACUAAUGGUGCGGAUGUAAAAUAAACAGGUUUAACAUCUGGCUGUAACAUAAUUAAACUUACAUGCUUAAUAUUUCUGUAGAGGGCCUAGAGAGUGACACACCUGGAAUGACAUGGACAAGGAGACAUGUUCUUUU
Molecule: messenger RNA, 1436 nt
Organism: Epinephelus fuscoguttatus (brown-marbled grouper)
Lineage: Eukaryota; Metazoa; Chordata; Actinopteri; Perciformes; Serranidae
Gene: lg15h14orf119
Product: linkage group 15 C14orf119 homolog
Exons: 2
Coding region: 410-1018 (202 amino acids)
Source: RefSeq, a predicted model, not a curated record